Molecule: messenger RNA, 702 nt
Organism: Ostertagia ostertagi
Lineage: Eukaryota; Metazoa; Nematoda; Chromadorea; Rhabditida; Trichostrongylidae
Source: the annotation of a GenBank genome assembly
AUGCACAUCGCAAAAGCGACUAUUCUUUCUAAAGAACAUGCAAAAGAGGACAACGAGGAGCACGGUCGAACCCCGGUAGCGGAGCUACGCGACGCACUGUUAAGGAAACCUAUUCUCGGAUACCCGGACUACGACAAACCAUUCCAUAUAUUCACGGACGCUAGCACCGUCGCUCAAGCUGGAGCUCUCAUGCAAGAAGAACAGCCUAAGUCGACGUCCCCUGAGCAGUCCCUCAUGGACACGCUCAUGGACGAGCUGCCACUCGAGGAAGCGUUCCAACUCCUAUACGGAAGCGAGCCGGGUGACGAUGAUAGUCACAUGAAGCGCUUGGAGGGAGCCGAAUUUCCUGAGCGCCCAAAGGCUGAUCCGGCUCUGCCGCACGAAAUGCUGCGCUAUAUUAAAGGUCUGUUCAUCCACGAGGGCAUACAUCCAGUGCUGUACCGCGUAAAAUCGCUUUUUGGCCAAGGAGCCCGCCUGGAGUCCGUCCACAUGGAGGUUCCAUUACCGGACCGUAUUGAUCUUCAUACGAUCACAUUAGAUCAAUUCGCGGUCAACGUUCUCACGGAGAAACGCCACGUGGAUAUUUUCCAUCUCCUGAUUGGGGAUUUGGUAUGGGUUUACUCCUUGACCCCAUCCAAAAAAUUCCUUAAGGAGGGUGUUCCAUACCCGGAAACAAUCGAGCAAGGCGUGCCACCAUCGUAG